AUGGCAGGUGUGUUAUACACUGGUGGGUCUCUCAACCCAGCACGUUCGUUCGGUCCCGAUGUUGCUACCAGAACGUUUGACGGCUACCAUUGGAUCUACUGGGUGGGACCACUCCUCGGCUCUCUUCUCGCCGUCUUGCUUUACCGUCUUCUCAAGAUGCUCGAGUACGAGACUGCCAACCCCGACGCAGAUGGUGAUGGUCGUCACAUAGAUGUGUACGACCAUAGAAGCUCUUCCGGUCAGUACGAGGAACCCGUCACAACGACCCGUGGUGCUGGCGCUACUGACGGCACGACCGACUCCAUGGACUUCGCAUCUCAAAUUCGUGGUGCAAAGCACGGGCCCAAGCACAACGCUGCCUUCACCCACAACCAGACAGACUCUGUUGCCAUGGCAGAGCCUAUGCCAGCCUUCCACCAGGGCCAUGAUGGCCAUCGCUCUCAGUCCGCUCUCAACUCACCGAUUCGCCAGCACCACGAGGCCGUAUCUGAAUGCAGCUAUCACAGUGGUCCCAGCGCAGAGACUGGUUCAUCGUAG
Molecule: messenger RNA, 537 nt
Organism: Ascochyta rabiei
Lineage: Eukaryota; Fungi; Ascomycota; Dothideomycetes; Pleosporales; Didymellaceae
Product: Aquaporin-1
Exons: 2
Coding region: 1-537 (178 amino acids)
Biological process (GO): transmembrane transport
Cellular component (GO): plasma membrane
Molecular function (GO): water channel activity
Source: RefSeq, a predicted model, not a curated record